Myotis brandtii (Brandt's bat) is the source of this 1632-nucleotide messenger RNA. Its product is annotated as signal-regulatory protein beta-1 isoform 3-like. The record is from RefSeq and is a predicted model, not a curated record. Gene Ontology annotation, cellular component: plasma membrane. Lineage: Eukaryota; Metazoa; Chordata; Mammalia; Chiroptera; Vespertilionidae. The transcript has 4 exons. The coding region runs from base 505 to 1593 and encodes 362 amino acids.
UGAUUCCUCAUAAAGCACCUAGAACAGUGCCUUCUAAAUAGUGCCCGGCACACAGUAGGUUGUUUGUGCAUGUCUAUUAUUAUUAUCUGGCUCAACUUUCCAUUCCAAACAUAUUUAUUCUAUUAAUAUCAUUGCUGUUAUUAAUCUUAAAUAUUAUUCAUUCGACAAAGGAAUAUCGAUUAUGAUCCAGGCACUGUUCCAGGUGCUGAGCAUAGAGCAAUGAAUAAAAUUAAGUCCCUCUCCUCAUGGGCAUUGCGUUUGAGUACAUCUGACAAUUAAAUUUCAUGAUUUGAAAUAUUUGAAACACAGAAUGUGAGAUCCCAGACACGCAUGUACCCUUAGCCCAUAUUUAAUGACUAUUAAGAUUUGGCUCCAUUUGCCUUGCACUGAGCAUACAGGGGAAAACCAUUUCUUUAAAAAAAUAAAGUCACUGAUGAAAGAGUGAGAGAAUCUGUGGCCGGUUCCUUCACAAGCGGGCCAGGCGCCCAGGUGUGAUUUCAACAGAUGUUUCUCCCUGUUCCUCUGCCAGUCGUUCCCACCGUGAAGAUCACCGCCCAGCCCUCCGAGGCCAACACCCCCCAUCAUCAGAGAGUGAAUCUCACUUGCCACGCCAGCCACUUCUAUCCCUCCCACCUGCACCUCACCUGGAUGGAGAACAGGCACACCGUCCACACCGAGCCGGCCCCCCAGGUCACCAGAAACGCAGACGGGACCUACUCGCUGGAGCACACGUGGCAGGCAGCGGCCACGCCCAACGGGAGCGAGUUUGCCUGCUGGGUGGUCCAGGACGAGCAGCCCCCGGUCCAGGCCAACAUCACCCUGCGGGCUCAGGCGCCCCGGCUGCGGAAAGGCGGGAGCAGCUACUCUUACACCUUGCAAGGCCCCCCUCAGCGAUCGGAGCCGGGCACAAGCAUCCUACUGAAGUACACGUCCUCCGGAUUCCACACGCAGCACGUCACGGUGGCCUGGCUUAAAAACAACCACACGCUGCCCAACCCCCAGACCAGCGUCCACCUCAGCAGAGACACCUACAACGUGAGCAGCAGCGUGCGCGUCCCCCUGCAGGCUGGGGACGUGCGCUCCCAAGUCUUCUGCCUCGUCAUGUACAAGUCGAAAUUGGCUUUCCAGAAAACCAUCAACCUGGACCAGUACCUCCGUGUUUCCCCUGCAGUGACAAUGUCUCAGGCUUCAAUGUCCUCGGACUUGGUAGCAAUUACUUGCCACGUGCAGAGAUUCUAUCCACAAAGUGUGCAACUCACCUGGCUGGAGAACUGCGAUACAUUCAAGGGAGCUGAGCCAUCCACACCCAAGAAGAAUGUUGAUGGGACCUACACCCUGGAAAGCUUGCAAUGGGUGAAUGCAUCAGGGCACGGGUCUGAGAGGGUAUUCACCUGUAAGGUACAGCAUGAGGCACAGCCUCCCAUCUGGGCCAACCUCAUACUGUCCCCAGCAGCCCACGGGACAUACAAGCCCAUUGAAAACCCAGGUCCAGAGACACCUGCCCUUAUCUUUGUGGCUUUCCUCCUGGGCCUCAAGCUGCUGCUGGUGACGAGUUUCACAGUCACCUACAUCCACAGGUGGUGGAACCUGUAACAGGUAAAUUGGGGGGAGGCCUUAGUCAUGAGGGAGGAG